Acaulospora morrowiae is the source of this 369-nucleotide messenger RNA. The record is from the annotation of a GenBank genome assembly. Lineage: Eukaryota; Fungi; Glomeromycota; Glomeromycetes; Diversisporales; Acaulosporaceae.
AUGACAUGCACCUACGAAAUUUUCCUACGCCUUCUCCGAAAUGGAAGUAAAUAUUUAUCUGUUUAUUUCCACACCUCCUAUGGAAAUCCCUAUAAUUCAGAGGGUACGGGUCUGGAAAGAUACAGGUAUUCCCGACUUCACUAUCCCUUAUUAAUCGCCCUUUCUCAUUAUGCAUUCCUAAACGAACCGUUGAAUCAAGUCACUAAUUUAGAAAACGACGGAAAAGAGCGAGAGGUUAAAUUGUACGAAUGCGGAAUUCGUUGUCCUCGUACUAGUGCGCCGUGUAUGCAUCCAUUAUAUCAAGACACGGCGAUAUCAAUUCGUUUCCAACUUUUAGUAUCCCGGAUUCACCUAGGACAAGUUAACUAA